Thamnophis elegans (Western terrestrial garter snake) is the source of this 1368-nucleotide messenger RNA. RefSeq names its product alpha-(1,3)-fucosyltransferase 9-like. The coding region runs from base 1 to 1368 and encodes 455 amino acids. The transcript has a single exon. The record is from RefSeq and is a predicted model, not a curated record. Gene Ontology annotation, molecular function: alpha-(1->3)-fucosyltransferase activity. Gene Ontology annotation, cellular component: membrane. NCBI's taxonomy places the organism in Eukaryota, Metazoa, Chordata, Lepidosauria, Squamata, Natricidae.
AUGGCGGGGCGGGACGGCUCGUUCGAACAGGACCUGCUUGAGGGGCAGGUCGCCGGGCGGAGACGGUGCCAACAGCAGCACCAACACUCCCACCACCACCACCGCCAGCAGCAGCAUGCAUUCCGGGCGCCGAAUUCAUCCCCUCGGGCUGGGACUCAGGCCGCUGCAGCCGCCGCCGCCAGGCUUUUCUCCUCCGUCCCCGCCGGCGGCCACCGGAGUCGCUUAGGCUCUUUGGCCGAAGCCCAACUACCUUCGUGGCGCAGGCGCCGCCUUUUCAUGGCACCCCCCGGGCCGGCUUCUGGGGAUCCCCGCGCCCGCCGAGGCUUCUGGAAAGCGCCGAGCGGGCGGCGGUGGCGCGUCCUGGCGGCCUGCUUGACCUGCUGCACUCUGAUCGGCUGGUACACGGCCAGCAGCGUGAAGGACGCCGGGGCGCUUCAAGGCCCCCGGCGGGAGGAAAAAGACCCCGAGGCGGUGACGGUGCUGGUGUGGUGGGCGCCUUUCAGGAGCGGCGGCGGAGUCGCCGGCGCCUGCAUGCAAUUCAACAUCAGCGCCUGCCGCCUCUCCACCAACCGCAGCCUCCUGCCCCAGGCGCACGCCGUCCUCUUCCAUCACCGGGACCUGCAGAGCCAUGGCCUCGCCCAGCUGCCCCGGCAGAGGCCGCGGGACCAGCGGUGGGUCUGGAUGAACUUUGAGUCGCCCAGCCACACCGGGGGCCUGCGAGACCUGGGCGGCCUUUUCAACUGGACUAUGUCCUACCGAGCAGAUUCGGAUGUCUUUGUACCCUAUGGGUACCUCCAGCUUCGCCCGGAGCCCCUAGUCCAGUUGGCCUUGCCCAAGAAGACCAAGCUGGUGGCCUGGGUGAUCAGUAACUGGAAUGAAAGUCAAGCCCGGGUCGGUUAUUACUACCAGCUGAGAAGGUAUCUCCCCAUUCAUGUGUAUGGAUCUCACGGACUGAGGCUGAUGGACAACAACGUGGUGAAGACCAUCUCGGAAUACAAGUUUUAUUUGGCUUUUGAGAACUCCCAGCAUCAGGACUACAUCACGGAGAAACUCUGGAGGAACGCCUUUCAAUCCUGGGCUGUCCCCGUCGUCUUGGGUCCCCCGAGGGCCAACUACGAACAGUUUAUUCCUUCCGAAGCUUUCAUUCAUGCCAAUGACUUCUCCGACCCCCUGGAGCUGGCGGUUUACCUGAAAUUCCUAGAUAAAAACAAAAACAUGUACCGAAAGCAUUUCGCUUGGAGGAAACGAUAUGAUGUGAGGGUGACGUCCUUUUGGACCGAACAUUGUUGUAAGGUUUGUAACGUCGUCAGAGAGGUGGGGAAACGGCCCAAGACCAUCCAGAACCUCGCCAAGUGGUUUGAAAGUUAA